Molecule: messenger RNA, 474 nt
Organism: Gaeumannomyces tritici R3-111a-1
Lineage: Eukaryota; Fungi; Ascomycota; Sordariomycetes; Magnaporthales; Magnaporthaceae
Exons: 4
Coding region: 1-474 (157 amino acids)
Source: RefSeq, a predicted model, not a curated record
AUGUUUGCCGGGUUUCAUUCCGGUUGGGUAAUGCCGUAUUAUCCAUUGGACGGGGAAAAGUUUCGUAAUUACCCGGGACGAGCCUUCGGAGUUUGUAUCAAUCUUUUCGAAAAAGCGAUUGUAAAUAGGCUUAGGAUCGUAUAUAGCAAGGCCAGCAAUUCUAACUUUCUUGGCGGGCUUUUCUUGGUCUUCCUCCUUCGUGUCCGGAAGCUUAAUUGCGGGCCUCUUGCUUCCGGCCGCGGUCUUCGCUGGUGCCGGAAGGAGGUCCUUCCCUUCGGUAUCUUUUUUGGCGAAACAGUUUCGGGUAUGGUAAUUAUCUUUACCGCAGCGCCAGCAAUUAAUGCCUUCCUUUUUCCUAGCAUCAAUAUUUUUUUGGUUAAUGCCAUUAAAGGCGGCCUUGGUUGUGGACCAAAUGUUGUCCUUGCGGGCUUAAAUAGGAGUUGGACCUUUGUUUGCUGCGGUGCGGAAGUUUAA